Messenger RNA from Pocillopora damicornis (cauliflower coral), 939 nucleotides. RefSeq names its product sphingosine 1-phosphate receptor 1-like. NCBI's taxonomy places the organism in Eukaryota, Metazoa, Cnidaria, Anthozoa, Scleractinia, Pocilloporidae. Gene Ontology annotation, biological process: G protein-coupled receptor signaling pathway. Gene Ontology annotation, cellular component: membrane. Gene Ontology annotation, molecular function: G protein-coupled receptor activity. The record is from RefSeq and is a predicted model, not a curated record.
AUGACGAACAACACGACUCUCUCUUGUGAAGAAAGGCUUGUUUCUCUUACCACUUCUAACGAUGAUGACUUCAGAACGAAACAGGUCUCUCUCUCUACCUCUAUCAUUGUUGCUGCUUUGUCACCAGUCGCAGUAGUGGCAAAUUUGCUGAUUUUGGCGGCAAUUUGGAAGAGGAACUUCUUGCGUACACCAUUUCAUAUCCUGUUGAGUGGAUUGGCGUUUAAUGAUUUGUGCACAGGACUCGUUGCUCAGCCUCUGUACGCUGCAACGCUUUUGAUUUACUCGAUAAGCUCGACAGUAAUAUGUCAAACACCAGCGCUUGUUAUAACGAUACGUACAAUCGGCGAGAGCGCUGCAGUUGCCUUCAUUACCAUGACGAUUCUAACCAUCGCAGUGAUGUCCAUUGAAAGAUGGCUCCACAUGUCACGGCGAUCUCUCAUAACAUGGCAUAGCGGAUGUCUCACCGUCCUCAUCGUGUUGCUUUUUGGGAUACCUAUGGUUGUUGUUCGGAUUUUAGAGAAUAAUCAUGGACGGACAACGAGAUUACUUUUCAUUGCCCAGAUUCUGUUUUGUUAUCUAAUCACAUUAUACGCACAUUUCAAAGUUUACCAAAUCAUUCGCCUACAUAAGCACCAGGUCCAAGCGAGCACAACUUCUCACAAUUUUGGUCAGCCGGCGAUAGAUCUGGCGAAGUAUAAGAAAUCGAUAGCAACUAUGAUUUAUAUUCUCUUGUUGUUUUCUAUUUGUUUCGUGCCUUAUAUUAUCUCCACUGCGAUGUACUAUGGAGUUAGCAGAAUGACUUUGGAAACAUAUUUUUCCUUUAGAGUAUCUGUAGUUUUUUUAUUUCUGUCUUCGUCUCUCAACCCAGCGCUUUACAUUUGGAGAAUGCGAGAUAUUCGUCAUGGAGUUAAGCAGCUACGUGACUGUUUUGUUUUUUAA